AUGUUUCGAUACGGUUCGCUUAUGGCCUUGUGCCUGCUCUGCGUUCUUAGCCAGACGCAGGCGUUGAAAAUUUUUGGCAGAGCUGCCAUAAUCAAAGAUCAGGUCGAUCAGAUUGAUCAUCUGGAUCAGUCAGAUCAGUUGGAUUCAAUGGAAGACGAUGAUCCUGAGCCAGAGGGACGGAUCUGGCAACUUGCAGCCGCACCUCCACCAGCACCAGCGCCUGCACCACCAGCGCCACCGCCAUCUCCACAUUUCUAUCAACCCAACUAUUUUGACGCUCUGAAACCAAUAAUUAUAACUCAACAACCGGCACCACAACAACCUCAGCCGAUUUUCUACCCACCGUCGCCACCACCACCACCACCACCACCACCACCACAGCAUCAGCCAUAUUACCCGCCAUAUUUCCCCUAUUUUUUCCAACCCCAGCAGCAGCAGCCUCAAAUUAUUUUAGCCGCCCUUCACAAUCAAUCUCCACGUGGCUCAUAUGGCCUAACUAAGGGAAUCUCUCAGGCACAGCCACAAUCAUAUUACAUGAUGCCACGUCCAGUGCUCGCCUACGAUUCCGAUGAAGACUAUGUGCCCCCAGUUAACCACAAGCGUCGGUCCAAGCCUAAGAAAUCCACAUAUGUUGUCCAGAAGCGUCCCAAGAAGUCAAAGACCAAGUCCACCUUAGCCCAACAGGAUGAUGAGCUUGUCUAUUUGGCUGUUCAGCCGGUAACAACUGUACCCAAAGUUGAAAAUAUCAAGCCAAUGGAGGAAAUAAUCUCCAAAACUAUGUAA
Messenger RNA from Drosophila willistoni, 783 nucleotides. Its product is annotated as leucine-rich repeat extensin-like protein 3. NCBI's taxonomy places the organism in Eukaryota, Metazoa, Arthropoda, Insecta, Diptera, Drosophilidae. The transcript has 2 exons. The record is from RefSeq and is a predicted model, not a curated record. The coding region runs from base 1 to 783 and encodes 260 amino acids.